Molecule: messenger RNA, 528 nt
Organism: Aspergillus terreus NIH2624
Lineage: Eukaryota; Fungi; Ascomycota; Eurotiomycetes; Eurotiales; Aspergillaceae
Exons: 3
Coding region: 1-528 (175 amino acids)
Source: RefSeq, a predicted model, not a curated record
AUGGCUCCCUUCUACUCCUGGGUCACCGGGGUUCUCGCCCUUUCUUGCUCCUUGGUGACAGCUUCACCUGUCAAGAGAGGCCCAGUCGUCAACGAACCCAUCAAUGCGGUCUCUACUCCAUAUGGGGAGGUGUCAUACACUGAAAUCCCGGACAACAGGAGUCAGCUUGAUCUGUACACCGGCGGAGUCUACCAGGGGACGAUAUUGGCACACGAGAAUGGAGCAAAUGUCUUCGGUCCGGAUGGUGUUGAAAUCAACCUCAAUACUGACCUCGUCACCAUGACGGGGCCCUGGGAGAAUUUCCUCCGUGCCAUGGGGUGGCUAGCCAUCCAGUUCGGAGUGAGUGAAGGCCGUCCGCUGGCUAUUCUGCGUCGUGGUCACCAACAAAGCCUACGACUGUCUUCCAAAGGACUAAUGAUGCCUGGCUUCCAGUUCACCACAUGCGGCCAACAGGGUAUCUCUCCAUACCAGUGUAAGGCUGGACUCGACUGCGCUGCAGAUGCCGUCAACAAGUGUCCUAUCUUGUGA